UCGUUGGCCGUGCGUGUUUUUUAACUUGUUUUGUUCCCCUAAAGAUCUUCCGCGCUGGGGUUUCUCCGUUGCCGGCUUCAUCGGUAGGUUUUGCUUCCAAGAUCGGUUCAUCUGGUCAUCUCUGAAGGCCUUUGAUCUCACCACAAGGGUUGGACUUCUGUUUAGAUUUUUGGACCGGAGAUGCCUCCUCGACCGGCGAAGAAGGGUUCGGGAGGGUCAACGGGGGCGAGAAAGACGGCGGCUAGGACGGCUAAGGGGACCCCAAAGGCCAAGAACCAGGCCGAGGUGAGCGAGGAUCCCCCCAAGGCGGAAGAGACCCGCGCUCCCGUUGAGGAGGUGAAGGAGGAGAGCAAGGUCGAGGAAGUCGUCGUGGAGAAGACCGUCCAGGAGAAGCCGGUCGUGUUAGAUUCCAGUCAGAAUAACCCUGAAUCGGUGGAUGUUGAAUAUGAAGAAGAUGUGAAGGAGGUUUACUCGGAAGAAGAUAAAAAUGAAAGGUUAGAGUUGGAGGACAAUGAACCAGAGUAUGAACCUGAAGAAGAUACUGCUGUAGAUUAUGAUGAGAAGUAUCCGGAGAAUGAAAUAAUAGAAGAUGAUGUUGAUGAAGGUCAGGAGGGUGACGAGGGUGAUAUGGUCGAAGAGGAAGAAGUUGACGUGGGUGAUGAGGAGAUUGAGGAUGGUGGAGAAGAUUUAGAAGGUGAAGAGGAAUUUGAAAAUGCGGAGGAAGACCAGAUUGAUGCUGAAGAAGAUCACCAUGAAGUUGUUGAAGAGCAUAGAAAGCGCAAGGAGUUUGAAGUAUUUGUUGGUGGCCUAGAUAAAGAUGCUAAUGAAAACGAUCUCAAGAAAGUUUUUUCUCAAGUUGGUGAAAUUACUGAAAUCCGGCUUAUGAUGAACCCGAUAACAAAGAAGAACAAAGGGUUUGCAUUCCUGCGUUUUGCUACUGUGGAGCAGGCAAAGCGUGCUGUUUCAGAGCUCAAGAAUCCUGUGGUGAGAGGUAAGCAGUGUGGUGUUGCUCCAAGUCAAGACAGUGACACACUCUUUGUGGGUAAUAUCUGCAAGUCAUGGACAAGGGAACAUUUUAAGGAGAAACUAAAAAGCUAUGGAGUUGAAAAUAUGGAAGAUUUGACGUUGGUUGAAGAUACCAACAAUGCAGGAAUGAACCGUGGUUUUGCGUUUCUGGAGUUCUCAUCACGCUCUGAAGCAAUGGAUGCUUAUAGGUGCUUGCAGAAGAGAGAUGUAGUAUUUGGAGUUGAUAGGACUGCUAAGAUUGCCUUUGCAGAUUCUUUUAUUGAGCCAGAUGAUGAAAUCAUGGCACAGGUUAAAACUGUUUUUAUUGAUGGGUUGCCUGCCGUUUGGGAUGAGGACCGUGUAAAGGAUUACCUGAAGAAAUAUGGCAUAAUCGAGAAAGUAGAGCUUGCUCGCAAUAUGCCAGCUGCAAAGAGGAAAGAUUUUGGAUUUGUUACUUUUGACUCCCAUGAUAAUGCUGUUGCGUGCGCUGAAGGCAUCAAUAAUGCUGAACUUGGGGAAGGUAAUGACAAGGUUAAAGUUAGAGCUAGAUUGUCAAGACCACAUCAAAGAGGUAGAGUGAAACACGAUCCUCGGGGAAUUUUUAGGGUUGGCAGGGGAGCUCCUCGAGGUGGCCGUGUGCCUUAUGGCCGCCCUCCACCUCGUAGAUUCCCAAGUUAUGCCCCUAGAUCAAUUAUUGCUCGUGGUAUGCCAAUUGGUGGUCGUGGAUUGAGGAGACCUUUUGGAUAUAGAGAUAGACAUUCUGUGAUGGCAGUAGCAGAGAGGGCAAGACGAUUGCCGCCACCUGAGAGGUCCUAUGACAGAAGACCACCUGCACCUGUUGCUUCAUACCCAAAGUUCAGUGCUAGGAGGGACUACGGUAGGCGUGAUGAGCUGCCACCUCCUAGAAACAGAGCCAUUGCUGAAUAUGGGUCCAGAGUUCCCACAGAGAGACACUUGUCUUACAGAGAUGAUUACUCCCCCCGAGGGCCUGGUUAUAUGGAUAUUCCAGCACGCAAUGCUUCUCGCCCUGGUGAUAGACGAACUUUCAUUGAUGAUGGUUAUGAGCGAAAACUUGAAAGGCCUGUCACUACGUAUCGAGAAGGACGUAGCCGAGACUAUGAUUCAAUUUCUGGAUCAAAACGUCCUUACUCAGAUCUGGAUGACACUCGUUAUGCUGAUGUAAGUCUACGUCAGUCAAGGGCUCGCUUGGAUUAUGCUGUUAGUGGCAGUGGUUCUCAGUAUGGAGAUGCUUAUAGUGAUAGGCUUGGUCGGACUCAUAUGGGGUAUAGUGGUAGUCGGUCUUCAGUUUCUGAUCAUGAUAGUUUAUAUGGGAACCGUCAGGGAAUGACUUAUGGUGGAGGCUCAGUCAGCGGCAGUGGUGCUGGUGGAAUGUACUCGUCAAGCUUCAAUGGUGGCUAUAUGUCCCGUGGUUCUGAUAUUGGUGGUGGCUCUUCUUCAUCUGCAUCCUUCUAUUCUGGCCGUAACGUAAGCGGAAGUGGAUAUGUAGGUGGUGGUGGGUCUAGUUCGUACUACUAAGAUUUGACAUUAAAGAGGACUGGUGUAGGCUGUGGAUUAUAAGAAGCUUCUCAGUAUGAUGCCAACAUGCUUGGAAAGGGGAGUUAAUACCAAGCAUGCUUAGCUUGAUUCUCUAUGAGAGAACACCUCAUGAACUCGAGUUAAGAAGCAGAGGGCAGUAAGGUUUGGUCAGAAGAGUUAUUUGCUUAUUGACCUUUAGCUAAUAAUAUUCGAUGUAUGGAAUUUAAAGUACUGUGGGUGAGAAACAGGAACGCCAAGAAAUAUAUGGUGUGGUAUGUAUGAAGCAUGUUUUCUUCUGCUAUUAAGAUAUUAUCGGAUGAGAAAAGGUUUUAGCAGCUUAGUUCUUAAUGAGCAAUAUUUGUAUGAUAAAUUGAAGUUGAGGUGUACCUGGAUACUUUACUUUAUCAUCAAUGCUUGAUCCAAGGCAUUUUAACUUAA
Musa acuminata AAA Group (dessert banana) is the source of this 2979-nucleotide messenger RNA. Its product is annotated as heterogeneous nuclear ribonucleoprotein Q-like. Gene Ontology annotation, molecular function: mRNA binding. Lineage: Eukaryota; Viridiplantae; Streptophyta; Magnoliopsida; Zingiberales; Musaceae. The record is from RefSeq and is a predicted model, not a curated record. The transcript is spliced from 12 exons. The coding region runs from base 181 to 2541 and encodes 786 amino acids. Gene Ontology annotation, cellular component: nucleus.